Molecule: messenger RNA, 1977 nt
Organism: Cataglyphis hispanica
Lineage: Eukaryota; Metazoa; Arthropoda; Insecta; Hymenoptera; Formicidae
Molecular function (GO): gamma-glutamylaminecyclotransferase activity
Source: RefSeq, a predicted model, not a curated record
AACAGUUCGUCAAAGAUGAAGAUACAAAUGAAUUCUCCGUCGAUAUCAGACAAUUCCAUUCAAAUUUCGAAAAAAUCCUCAGAUACUAUCAAUAUUAGUCAUCCAUUUACAAGAGAAACUAUGGCAAUAAAAGGCUCUGUGAUGGCGAGCGGAAAUUUGGAGUUGCAACAUUUGAGUUUAAAUUUCAAUCGUUUGACGAAUAAGACAUUGGAGAAAUUGAUAUCGUGUCUGUAUUAUCAGAAUUAUGUACUGUUAAAUGAUUCCAGUAGGGGAUUACUAUAUGUAUUUUUGGAGGGUAAUAAUAUCUCAAAGAAUGAAGAUUGGACAACGUUACAGGAGCUUUUACGUUACAGACGACAAGAUAAUCAAAUAAUUCGAAAUGAAGAUUUUAAAGAUCUCGUGCCGGUAGAGAGUGAAAUCUUGCGGAGCAAAAUUAAAAAGAAAAUAUUUUUUAAAAUAUAUUAAUACAGUGUUUGUAUUUAUAUUAAUUUUUCUAUUGUACUAUUUACAGAAUCUUCACAUUUAGAUUUUUAAAUCAUUUUGGAUACAUUGCCGCGCGAGAUGGUGCGACCAGUGAUAAUGUAAUUGGAAAUUUUAUUGGAUGAAAAUUUUAUCUUAUCACCGCGCACGAUGCCCUCCCCGUAUCCGAUGCAAGCGAACUCGAACUGGCCGCAUUGUCACUUCAUAUUUCACUUCGUGAAAAUGUUACUACACGUUGCCGGCGUUACCGUGCUCAUUAACAUUGCUAUUAUAGAACUGAAUUCAUUUUAUUCCCAUCCAUCGGAAAAGAUUCUGGAUCUUCCAUUGACCAAGAGUCCGUUGCACCGCGUAUUUGUGUAUGGCACGUUAAAACGAGGCGAGCCGAAUCACGGUCUUAUUAAGGAUGCUACGAACGGCUAUGCAAAAUUCCUGGGCCUUGGAAGAACGACAGUUUCAUAUCCUCUGGUGAUCGCUACAAAGUAUAACAUUCCCUUUCUACUGAAGAAACCCGAAGUCGGCUAUCUCGUGCUUGGGGAAGUAUAUGAUGUGGACUCUAAAAUGCUGAAGAAACUGGAUGAAUUAGAGGAGCAUCCCACGUUUUACGAGCGAUUCGAAGAAGAAAUUCUAUUGAUUCCGAAAACUGCACUCAAAUCUGGGAAAAUGUUCGAAGAGAUUGGCGAAUUGACAAAAGCUUGGAUAUACUUUUUGCCGAGAUUUAGAUCUUCUUUACUGGAUAAUCCUAUGCACGCGUCUUACAGUAAUAAUGGAAGUCACGGACUUAAGUAUUGUGAGAAGUAUGUUCGCGAUCAAAUUUACGAUCACAGAAAAGAGGUGCAAUAAAUCAUUGCCAACGGCUUUUAUUUCUUUGCAGCGAUAAGGAUGCAUCGAGCGUUUAUGAUGUUCUUUGAACACUUCAUCUAAAGCACAGAAUGAUAAAUAUUUUCUCUCAUGAUAUUGUUAAAAAUUUUGUGAUCAAAUAAUAUUAGAGAAAGUAAGAAUAUGCAGAAAAUAGUGAAUGAUUACUAAAGAUUGUUUUGUUGCCGCGUGUGCGUCCCGUAAUAAAAAAUCGUAAUAUUUUAAAACUAUUAUAAUAUUGAAUAAUAUUUUAAGAAAAAACAUAUUUCCAUUUUUCCAGCCUAUAAUAAAAAAGUAAUCUAUAAAUAAUAUAUAAAUAUACAAUUAAAUAUAUAUUGUAUAAUAUAUAAUUAUAUAUAUUAAUAAUUAAGGUAUUUAUGUCUUUUUCUCUUAUAUGUAUAUAUACAUACAUGAUUAGAUAUGAAUUAUUUUUUUCCGCGCGGGAGUAUAUUAGAUAAAAAUAUAAUUUAUAUAUAUAUAUAUAUAAUUGUUUUUUAUAUUUUUUGAUUUUAUAAUAAUUGUUUUAGUAAUAACGUAUAAUAGUCGUACUCUUCGACCAGAUUUUUAAAAUAAAAUUAAAUAACAUCGAUAUAAAAUAUUAGGAUUUUACAAAUAAAGGAGCGGAAGAAAGCGGCAACCAAA